Molecule: messenger RNA, 3090 nt
Organism: Acipenser ruthenus (sterlet)
Lineage: Eukaryota; Metazoa; Chordata; Actinopteri; Acipenseriformes; Acipenseridae
Product: E3 SUMO-protein ligase EGR2-like
Exons: 2
Coding region: 199-1674 (491 amino acids)
Biological process (GO): regulation of transcription by RNA polymerase II
Molecular function (GO): DNA-binding transcription factor activity, RNA polymerase II-specific; RNA polymerase II cis-regulatory region sequence-specific DNA binding
Source: RefSeq, a predicted model, not a curated record
AUGAUGCACAGAACUGGAAUUUCAUUCUAAACCGAAAAGGAUAAUACGGAAUUAUUUCCUGCAAUUGAAUCUUUUGUGCAUGUGUGGAAAUUACACCAGGGGGACAUCUACAGAAGAAGACAGGUUGCAUCUAUUUGAAGUGUUGCUUGUUAAAUUAUUAUCAGCACAGCAGUAAUCUGGAUUGACACAUAUAGCGUAAUGAUGCUUAACAAUAUGGAUUUAAGAUCACAAGACUCCUUCUACUCCCAAUACAAUGAUUGUUGUAAUAAUUCUUCAGCUGGGAUUGACACACUAGGACCAGAGAUGAAUCAGAAACAUUUCAGCGAAGUGCAGAAGGAAUCACCUGUACAGUUUAGUCAAGGUGCUAUAGUGGAGCCCAAAAUUGAAACUUCCAACUCCGAUUUCUUCUUUCACCCCAGUGAAAGUUCCAGUUGUGGAUUCCCUUCAUCCUUCAAUUAUUCUGGUAGUUUCUAUGUGGAGACCUCCACGGGAGCCCCGUUCUGUGCCGAGACAUUACUCAACAUGAUUUCAGAAAUCGUUGGCAUUUCUACUUUACCAAUCUCCGAAUUCCAGCAGAAUCAACCCGAGACAGUGUAUUCUUCUGCCACCCGAAUUGACCCAAGUCAAGGGUUCUCUGACCCUACUUUCCAAUGCCAGGCUCCCUCGUGUUCUACAACGCCACCGCUAUACCCUCAGAAUCAGCUCUACCCCAGUUACCCCGACAUUCAGGUCAACCUUCACGUGCAGGAUUCUGCGAUUACCCAAGCUAACCUUGCAGCACAAACUCAGGAGUUACCCCAGAAGCCACUACGCCCUCAGUCAGACCGUACAACAUUCCCAGUCGUUGUGAAAAGCGAGUGCGAGACUAGUGUUUACGAAUGGGACUCCUUUACUAAGCCAGACGUUUAUUUGCCGACAAACUAUGAAUCCGAAUUGUUCGGUAUCACAGGUAAUUGUUCACCUGUGAACCAGCAAGUGGAUUCAAAAGAUUUCCUUGAGUCUUUCCCACCCGCAUGCCAUGCCUCAGAACUCGAGGGCAAACUCAGGCAGGACUUGUAUUUUCUUGAUAACCAGCAAACAUUCCAAAACCAAAUCUCCAAUAACUAUCAUUUGGGCGGCUUGGGCAACAAUGACAACUUGUUCAAACAAAGCACAUCUCUAGGGAUCCAAACUUUGACAAGUCAAUGUGACUUAGCAUACACGUCAUCUUCUACACUACCCAGCGCGUUAGAUUCUCUUCUUUAUCCAGCUAUAGUACAUACUGAUUACGUAAAGAGUGGGUUAAGACUUGAGAAGCCGGUUCGUGCUAGGAAAAGCCAAACUAAUUUAAGUGGGCCUCCCAAGGAGAAGCCGUUCUCGUGCCCCAUGGUAAACUGCGAAAGGCGCUUCUCCAGGUCGGACGAGCUUAACCGACACCUGCGCAUUCACACUGGCCACAAGCCCUUCCAAUGCCGCAUCUGCCUGAGAAGCUUCAGCCGUAGUGACCACCUAACCACCCACACCAGAACCCACACUGGAGAGAAACCGUUCUCCUGCGACGUCUGCGGCAAAAGGUUUGCCAGAAGCGACGAGAGGAAAAGACACGGCAGGGUACACUUAAAACAGAAGGAGAAGGCGGAGCACAAACCCGAGCUCCUAACUGCCUAUUCUUUUUCUGUACCUGAAGGAAUUUGAACGGACAUAUACUAUAAAUGCACGAGUAUGAUAUCAAAGUAUUUCCGUCUUGGAAGGUUGAAUGGUUUUGUGUAACAGACAAGGUCUGUUUACAAAAUGAAAAAGAAGCGCGGUGUAAAGUCGACCUACUUGAGUUGUCAGAUGUGAUAGAUGGUGAUGCAAUUGACAACGUCAGAAGGGUUCAAAGGAAAGGAAAGCAUCGUGAAUUUGCUUGGGAUUGAGGAAACAAAGUUUUGAAGAGAUAAAACCGUAUUCAUACUUGAAACGUGUUGCUGUCCCAAUGUUCUUAAAAUACUGUUUUGUGCAAAUGAGGAUUGAAGUAUUUUAUUGUACAUCAGCUUUUCCAGCUACAUCAUAAGAAUCAUGUAAUUUAAUAAGAAUUGAACGCUCACAUUGGCUAUGCUGCUUCACUCAGUGUACUUAUACACCGUUGUCCCUUCAAAAGAUUAAAAACAUUGUACUUUUUAAAGUGAACUUCAGCAGCCUUCAACUGACAAGACUUCAGCACUGAAGCUUCGAAAAGCUCCACGGCUACUCGCACAGGGAUUGAAUGAUUAUUAAAAAAACAGCAUUGCACUUAAAUGUGGCCUGCCAGUUCAGCGUAACGUCUGAGUAACUGUUUCUGCUUUUGUUUAGAUAAUUGAAGAAUGUAUUCGGUCUGCAUGUUCAUAUUUUAUGGGAGUUAUUAUUAUUAUUAUUAUUAUUAUUAUUAUUAUUAUUAUUAUUAUUAUUAUUAUUAUUAUUAUUUGUUUUGAAGACAAACACGUUUGCAAUGCAUAUUGAACAACACUGAUUAUUGUUCAAUAUGCUGUUGAAAUUAUUAUGUGCCAAGGGUAUUGAAAAUCUGCUUUGCUGAAUCAAUAUUUUGUUAUGGUAAAUGUGCUGUACUUAUAAAAAAAAAAUGAUUUGUGGCCAAUAAAUAUUUUUGUAACUAAAAACACCUUAGAUUGUAUUUUUCAAACUGGGUAAUUUAUUAUUGUUUACAUUUUGAAGAAGAACGUGCUUUAUGGAAUCUCUAGCCAGUGUUCUGUAUUUGCAAUGGGUGUGUCAAAAAAAAAAAAAAAUAGACACCAACUUCACUUGUAAAAUAGUAAUAUAUAUAUAUAUAUAUAUAUAUAGUUUGAGUAAAACAAACCAGUAGCACACAUUGGUGCAUAUUCAGUACAAUAAUACAAUAAUAUACAGAAAUAGACAGCAAUUUAAAAUAUUUUUUUAAAGCAAGAUUGUCUGGAACUGUAUAUUAAACAUACAAGUGAUGGUUAUUAGGUGUGGCGAAUUUUAGAUUGAAACAAAGUUCCAAAGCAACACCAAAAGGCAUUGUAAAAAAAACAAAAAAAAAACAACAAAAACAAAAACCUGUAACUUGAAGUUGCCUUAAGUUAUAUUAACUGUUUUAAAAACUAUGACAAUAUAUAU